Molecule: messenger RNA, 1329 nt
Organism: Emiliania huxleyi CCMP1516
Lineage: Eukaryota; Haptophyta; Isochrysidales; Noelaerhabdaceae
Exons: 7
Coding region: 1-1329 (442 amino acids)
Source: RefSeq, a predicted model, not a curated record
AUGAGCCAAUCGGACAGGGCCUCCGCCGGCCGCAAGGAUGAGCUGCGGAAGGAGGCCGCGCGCAAGCUUGAGGCGGCGAGGACCGACAACCGCCAGUGGCGGCACGAGCUCGCCAAGCGUGAAAAGCAGCUGCAGCACGAGAAGGAGCGCAGCGAGAUGCACGCGGCGGCGGAGCGCGGCCGGUACGCGGCGGCGCUGGCGGCGGAGCGGAGCGCCGCGGCCGAGGCGCAGCGGCAGCUGGCGGCAGAGGAGCAGCGGCUGCGCACCGUCUCCCGCGAGGUCUCGGCGAUCCGCGGGAUGAUUGCGGCGGCGCAGCGGGAGCUGGGCGAGGUGGAGGCGCGGAGCCGGCAGGAGGAGGACGAGGAGGCCGCCCAGCUCCUCGAGCAGCGGCGCGACUACCACCAGCGGCUCGAGGCGCUGCGAGGCGGCGGCGCCGUCCGGCGGCGGCCGGCAGCGCCACCAGCGCCAGCAGCGCUCGCGGGGCCGUCGCCGAUGAAGCAGCUGUGUGGUCCGCUCGGCGGCGGCGCGGCGACCGGCGGCAACGGCGUGCGAGGCCUCCCGUGGGGCGGCGGCGCGCCGCUCGAGCGGCUGGCGGCGACGGACGGCCGCACGCUGAGCUGGGCGGCGAGAGAUAGCCGAGAGCUGAGGGGCGGAGCUCCUCAGGCGCUGGUGGCGAGCGGGCGGCUGUCGGCGAAGGCGGCCGAGGCGGCCGUGUGGGCGGAGCGGCAGGGCCUGCCGACGGUCUGCCGGGAGACCGGCUCCUUCUCCCCCCACCUCACGCUGGCCGCGGUCGGCUGCGCGCUCUCGCACCGCGCAGCGUGGGAGAGACUGGCGCGCUCAAGCAGCGAGUGGGCGCUUCUCCUCGAGGACGACGUCGAGGCGCUCGCGCCGUCCUUCCACCGCAAGCUCGGCGCCGUGCUGCGCAAGCUGCCGCUGAGCUGGCAGCUCUGCUACCUCGGCUACCACGAGUCGUCGGGCGAGCUGCUGCCGAGGGACGCGACCUUCUCCUCGCUGCAGCUGCUGCACACCCCCUUCAAUUGCGGCAACCCGACCCUUCCACCUCGUGACAUCACCGCGGCGGCGGAGGAGCUGCUUGCCGACCCGGCGCUUUUCCCGCUCCGGAUGCAGGUCGACGUCGCGCUCGGGCAGCGGCGGUGGCCGCGCAGCUCGCGCUUCGCGCUCUCGCCCGACGCGGUGCUCCUCACCUCGCCCCGCUCGGAGGACGGCGCGUGCGACACCGACGUGCAGACGCUCGGCGAGCGGGGCGUCUCCGCACACGCCGCACUGCCCGCCGACUGGCUACACGCGUCCGGCGCAAGGCUCAUGUAG